Messenger RNA from Dermochelys coriacea (leatherback sea turtle), 2507 nucleotides. RefSeq names its product GDP-D-glucose phosphorylase 1 (gene GDPGP1). Lineage: Eukaryota; Metazoa; Chordata; Testudines; Dermochelyidae. Gene Ontology annotation, biological process: glucose metabolic process. Gene Ontology annotation, cellular component: cytoplasm. Gene Ontology annotation, molecular function: GDP-D-glucose phosphorylase activity. The record is from RefSeq and is a predicted model, not a curated record.
AGGGCCACCGCCUCCCGCAGCGGGGCCGGCUGGGAGCGGGGCCCCCCCCGAACGCUGCCGCCCGCUGCCCCGUCAGCGCUGGGCGACGGGACUCCUGCUCUGCCGUGCGUGAAGUUGGCAAAACCCCCUGGUCCCUUCCCAACGCGGGCUGCUUCUGGGUGCUGCAGCCGCUCGCUCUGCUCCGCACGGACCCCCAGCCUGGGGGCCAGGCCCCACGUGCGGGGUGAGGUGGGACAACGGUACCUGCCAUGUUGUCAGCACUGCCAGAGUACAAAUAAUCCCAGCGCCGGGCGCUCUUCUCCGUGUGCCGGGCGCCGCCGGGACCUCCAGCGCCGGGCGCUCUUCUCCGUGUGCCGGGCGCUGUGCUCUGUGUCCCAGGCACUGCCUGCUGGGGGGUGCGGGGAGAAUCUGGAGCUAACCCCCCCCAGGCAAACCGCUGGAGUUAAACACAAUUUCUACCCCGUUCUGCAUCUGUGCGGCCUGGCUGCCAGGAGCCGUUCCCCGCAGCUCCCUGCUUCCCAGCCAGGCCCGGCCGUCUCUCCCUCCCUGGGACGCGGAGCCCAGGCGCCGCAGCGGGGAGUGGCCUGCAGGUGCUGGGGGAGACGCUCCAACAGCAAAUCCUGCUGCUGCAGGCGCCGGCUCCAGCGUCUCCUCUGCCGACCCGAACUGGAUCCCGCCCGGGCAGCCGAGACAUCGCUCCCGUCCUCCCGGAGCCGCUCCGCCGCCGGGCCCAGGGCUCUGCAGCAAACCCGGGCCCUGCAGCCGGGGAGCCACCAGCGGGUCCCGCAGGCCGCCGGCCGUUUCAGAUCAGCUGGAGAUGCUGCCUGCAGGGAACCCCUGAGCGGGUGCUGCUACUCCUCUACCAUGGCAGCAUCCCUGGGUGACAGCCAAGUCCUCCGUGAAACAUUGGGGUUGCCCUCCCAGGAGCAGCCAGAGCGCCGUGCAGUGUCCUGUGGGGAGGACUUUGUUUAUGGUGAAGAGGAUUUUGUUCUGUGUGGGGUUGGGUGGUGGAGAAGCAGGUCAGAGGGGCCAGCAAGCCACACCAUGUCUCAUUUUGACAGAGCUUUGCAGUCCAGCUGGGAGGAAAAGAUGAAGCUGGGUUUGUUCAGGUAUCACCUGGGGGAGCUGCAGACCCGUAUCUUGCCUGGGAAUGUCCGGUUUGUGGCCCAGCUGAACAUCCAGAGAGGUCUGGAGAGGAGAAGGCCACAGGACAUCCAGAGUGUCAGGCAGAAAUUCGACCCCCAGCAAUUCCAUUUCAAUAAGAUCAAACCAGGGGAAAUCCUCUUCCAUAUGGUCAGGGGCCCUACUCCCCACCAUCCCAGCAAGGGGUGCUCUCAGUUCCAAGGGGACCCGCCGGACUCCAGACUCCCAGGGACACCUGACUGCAUCCUAGUGGUGAUUAAUGUCAGCCCUUUGGAGUUUGGACAUGUGCUCUUUAUUCCAGACCCCGCUCUCUGCCUGCCUCAGAUUCUCACCCAGGAGCUGCUCCAGUUUGGGCUGGAGUCGGUUCUUCUCAGUGCCCACCCAGGCUUCCGUGUUGGGUUUAACAGCCUCGGAGCCUUCGCCUCAGUCAACCACUUGCACCUACAUGGAUUUUACCUGGAUUGGGAGCUCCUGAUCGAGACUGCCCCAGGCGAACUCCUGUGCCCCACACUCAACUUCCACUUCCUGGGGGGAGUCCCAGCCCCAGGGUUCCUGUUCUACAGUGAAGGGGAGGGCCUGGAGGCCCUGGCACACAACAUUUGCCGAGUCACUGACUACCUGGUGGAUAAAGAGAUUGCACACAACGUGUUUGUGACCCGAGGAACUGCUCCUGGGGAGUCAACCCACUCAGAGAACCGCUCUGGAAUCCGGGUGCUCAUCUGGGCCAGGAGGUCCUGCUUUGGGACCAAAGAGGAAGCUGCAUUUAAUGUGGCACUUUGUGAGCUGGCUGGGCACUUGCCCAUCAAAACUGCCCAGGACUUCCAGAGCCUUACAGAGACAGCAGCCAUUCACAUCAUCCAGAGAUACCUCCUCCCUGAGCCACAGCUGUCACAGCUCCGAGAUCAGCUGGUGACACUUCUCACAGAGUAACCACAUGGGCUCCGCAUUGCACAUGGCGUCGCACUUUUCAAGUCUCACUCUUGCGUAUUUUGUAACUGCUGUAGAAUCAUUCAUUGGGGCAGUCGGGGAGCAGGGAUUAUGCUCUGGAUUUGCCUCCAGGAUCCAACAUGGAGGCAACCUUGCUGUUUGAACCACUGCCCCUCUCCCUGCGGGCACUGCAGACUGGAUCCUCUGGGACGCUGACUGGCCUGUUGUACCAUCAUUGGCAAGAAAGGAAGAAAGAUCUCUAUGGCGGGCUUUGUCCUUAACCUCACUUACCCAUGUGAGUUUAGGUGGGGCUCUGCGGUGUGCUGGGAGUGGGAGAUAAAGCGGGGGGGGUGACCCCCAAGUUCCUGAUCUAGUUAAUGACUGAACUGUUGGCUAGUUUCUGGAGAAUACAGCCAAUAAACCCCCACCUUUGGAAA